This is a messenger RNA of Microdochium trichocladiopsis, 1539 nucleotides long. RefSeq names its product cytochrome P450. The transcript is spliced from 3 exons. The record is from RefSeq and is a predicted model, not a curated record. NCBI's taxonomy places the organism in Eukaryota, Fungi, Ascomycota, Sordariomycetes, Xylariales, Microdochiaceae. Gene Ontology annotation, molecular function: monooxygenase activity; iron ion binding; oxidoreductase activity, acting on paired donors, with incorporation or reduction of molecular oxygen. Bases 1 to 1512 code for a protein of 503 amino acids.
AUGCUCACCCCGAUCCCGCAGCCGCCCGGCGUCCCCGUCCUGGGCAACAUCUUUGAUGUGAAUCCCAACAACACGUGGGCAUCGCUCAAGGGUCUGGCGGAGAAAUAUGGCGAGAUCUUCCAGAUCAAGGUGCUCGGCCACCCCAUCGUCUUUGUCGCCUCGUCCGCCCUGGCCGAGGAGCUCUGCGACCAGAAGCGGUUCCGCAAGUACGUCGGCGGCCCCAUCAAAGAGAUCCGGUACGCGGUGCACGACUCGCUCUUCACGGCGUACGAGGACGAGGCGUCGUGGGGCAUCGCGCACCGCAUCAUCGCGCCGCAUCUCAGCCCUGCUGCUGUCCGCGGUGGCGAGGGUGAGAUGAACGAUAUUGUGGACGAGUUGUUCGCCAAGUGGGCGCGGCUCAACAACGACAAUAGCAAUGGGAAGAGUGACGGCGGCAGCAGCGGCAGCAGCAACACGGUCCAGCUGGUCGGCGAGCUGAACCGGCUCAACCUCGAGACGACGACGUACACGCUGUACGGGCACAAGCUGAACCAGCUCGACACGCCGGCCGAGCACCCGAUGCUCAAGGCCAUGGAGGACAGCACGUCCGAGGCCAUGAAGCGGCCCACGCGGCUCAGCCUCGUGAACUGGCUCGUGUACGGCGGCAAGCUGAAAAAGUCGACAAAGGUGAUGCGCGACUACGCGGCCGAGAUUGUGGCACACCGCCGCAAGAACGAACAGGAGGGGACGACGACGGCGGCGACGCACAACAGCCGGAGAAAGGACCUCCUCGACGCGCUGCUCACGGCCAAGGACCCCGAGACCGGGCUCGGGUUCACCCCGUCCCAGGUCAUUGACGAGAUUGUCACCAUGCCCAUCGGCUCGAGCACCGCGCCCUGCCUGCUCGCCGCGGCCGUCUACUUCCUCCUGCAGAACCCACAAGUCGUGACCAAGGCUCGCGCCGAGCUCGACCGCGUGACGGGCAGCGGUGGCAGUGGCAGUGGUAGUGGUAGUGCUGCUGCUGCUACUACCCCGGGCUUCACACUGGAGCAGCUCGACCAGCUCACCUACACGGCCGGCGUCCUGCGCGAGGCCCUACGCCUCUCCUGCGCCGCUCCCGGUUUCAACAUCGAGCCCAUCCCGCGCGCCGACAAGAAGGACAAGUCCCCGGUCCUCCUGGCGGGGGGCAAGUACGCCGUCGCGCACAACCAGGCCAUGAUCAUCGUGCUCGCGGGCGUGAACCGGGACCCGGCCGUGUUUGACGAGCCGCUCGAGUUCCGGCCCGAGCGCAUGGUGGGCGAGCAGUUCGACGCCCUGCCCCAGGGGGUCAAGAAGUGGUUCGGCAACGGCAAGCGCGAGUGCAUCGGCAAGCACUGGGCCUGGCAGUUCAGCCUGAUCGCCCUGGCCAGGAUGAUCCGCGACGUCGACUUUGAGGCCGCGGACCCGGGCUACGAGUUUAGGCAGGACGGUUGGUUCAACAUCCGCCCCGUCGACUUCUAUGUCAAGGUCAAGCCGAGGAAGGGGGGCUUGUGAAGCGAGAAAGGGGAGUCUGUGCAGGCG